UAUUUACGAUGACCUCGAUAUUGAUUGUUGCAGUAACAUGUAAAUUCACCAUGUACAUUGCCCUGAAUUCAAACCCUCUCCAAUUCUCUACUAAUGCUAACAUUUUCAAAGGGAAUCUGCUCUGAUUUCCUUGUUUUCGUCUGCACUAGGUGAGUUAGUACAUGCACAAUUUAAUCUUCCUGAAUUUGUUGCAUGUCAUUAUAGUUUUUGAUACUAACAUUAUUAAGCUAUAUAAAGAAUUACCAUACCUUUAUCAGGCUUUUCCUUAUAUCUCAUAAUACCAGUAUAUUUAUAGUUUCUGCCAUGUGCUUACAAGGUAUUCCUGUGCUAGCACUUCCUUGUGAAAUCAUAAGAUUUGCAACAUGAGCAAUUGUUUUUAGCUAUAAUUACCAAACUAAGAGUCUCUUGAGGAACCAAUUCUACAUAAUAUACAUUGUUUUUUAUUUUUAUAGUGUGGGAAAACUUAUAAAAAUAUGUCCCUUUAAACUUGCUGGCUGUUUAGAUGUAACAGUAUGUUGUUAAAUUAUGAAAUUAUUUCCACGUAUACUUGGCUGUUGCCAUAAAUGUAUGUAAAAUAUAUCUUUGGGUUAAAAAAUUUACUUCCUUCUUUGAAUUCCCAUCGACAGUUUGGAAGAUGGAGACUGAAGCCGCUGUUGAAAAAGCUGUCGUUCGGUACUCAUACAGUGCAGACAAUGAGGACGAGCUUAGUUUGAAAGAAAAUGAAAUUAUCGUGAUCCUUGACAAGGAGCUCGAGGACGCUGGCUGGUGGAAAGGGGAACUCAACGGAAAGGUCGGAGUGUUCCCGGACAACUUCGUAGAACUCAUUCCAGCUGAAGAGCAGGGGAUAGACAAAUUCUCUAGGCCAUUGGCUAGCAACAAAAUACCACCACAAGGGUCUCAAAGAGCUUCUAGUCAUAAGCCCAAGCCUAAGAAGCCCCCUCCCCCGUCUGCUGUGCCGAAUCAGCAUAAAUCUAAACCGCUGGAAAAAGAGAAAUCAGUGGACCAGAAACACCCCCCAGUCACCGACCACAUCACAGAGAAACUGCACAAAAAGAAAGAACCAGAGCCGGAACCGGUAAAGACAGGACCUCCCCUCCUCCCUGGGAAAAAGCCAGUGUUGCCGCCUCCUGUGGGGAAAAAGCCGAGCAAACCGGACCCUCCCAAACCCGUAUUGGAUGGAAAGCCCCAUUUUGUGGGCCUCCGAAGCUCAGAGGAGCCACCUAGUCAAAAAGACAAAGAUAUACCUCAAGCAGAAUCUCAUUUUGAUGGAAUAGAGCCCACCUCAGAGAGACUGGUUCACCUGACAGCAAACAGGGCAAAGGGACCAGCCAAGCGACCUCCAUCACAAGUAAUAUUGAAUAACAAACCUAACAAAAGAUUUGUGAAGGAAGAAGAGAGGAAUGGUGAUGUUGAGUUGCCAACUCCCAAACAUCCUGCUCCUGUCAAAGAAAUCGCAGAGGAACCGCCAGUGCUUUUGCCAGCCAAGGAAAAGCAUCAGAAUCUGCCAGCCAGACCACCAGAACCCAGUGUUGCCUCCUCAGGUCUGUUAGCAAUGGUGGAAGAACUUAAGAGAGAAAUCAGGGAACUUAAAACCAAUAGUGUUUCAAAAGCAGCUUACAAUGAACUAAAGGUGGAAAAUGAUAAACUCCGACAGGACUUUGAAUCUUUUAAGACGUCUUGUGGACGUAAAAUCAGAGAUUUAGUGAACGAGGUUGACGAAGAGAAGAAAAUCCGCCUCAGUACAGAAGUGGAAAUGAAGCGGAUAAAGAAGAUGGUCAACGACGAAUCCCAUGUCUAAAGUUUUCUGCCAUAAAGUUUUCCGCCCUGUUUGUCUUGAGUUCUGUGAACCAAUUAAGUACAGUAGUAACUCUUUCCUGUGGAAAUAAUAAGUGACCGAAUUAAAAAACAAAAAAAAAUUCAUGGGAUCUUGUAGAAAGGUGGAAAAUGGCCCAGUUCUGAAACAGAGAGAGAGAGAUGUCUGAGGGGCGAUCUCAUUGGAUCCAGCACCAGGAUAUUAACACUGCAGAUAGGAGCUUGUCGGAAUGGUUUAAUAAAAACAAUUCACGUGCUUCCACGCCGCUUUCGGAUUUCAGUGCUAUUAUUAGAAAGAAAUCUUUGUGAAUCUCAGUGGAAUACAGUUCUCAUAGUCUGUUCCUUCUUAUUACUGAUAAUCUUUUUAUGCUUUGGAGUUUAAUGGCACAUGUUUACUGUGUUGAAUGAAAGACAAAGAAGUUCCAAGAGUUUAUUGUCGGCCAGUUCAGAGCAAAAUUUGGUCAUGUCAUACAAGCACCUGUUAUGUUAAUUAUCACUGUACAAUGUACGUUGUAUUGUUCUGUAUUUAAGAACUAUUUUUUGUUUCCUCCACUAUAAUGUUACAUUGGAAGUCAAAUUAUAUUAAGGAUUAUUUACCAAAUUCUUAUAUUGAAUUUGAAGAUUAUAUUUUUAUCAAAUUUUAGUCAUGACUUAUGUAAAGUUUUGUUAUUCAGAGUAUGCAGAUACAGAAUUUUGUUGUUGAAAAUUGCCUUUACAUAUUGUUACCAUUAUCACUAUUUAUGCUAUCUCCGUAUAACAGGUACAGUAGAUAUUAUUAGCUAGCUUUUUUCUUUAAUUUUUUUUUUUACACCAAUCUAUGAUUUUUUUUCUCUCUCCUUUACAGAUAAUCCUAUAUGUUGAUCUAUGACAUGUCAAAACAGAUUCAAGUCAGAUUGUGUUCUAGUGUUGAAGGGCAUUUUGUCGCUAGAGAUUUUUUCAGUUGUAACAUACCCACUUACUGGUAAUUGACCAUGCAUCAACAGCAGUCUGUAACAAACCCCCCAAAAAAGUCUUUUCUCGUAUAAAUGCUUGUUUGCACUUUUUUUAUUCAUAAUAUUUGUUUUUCAUUUAAGUGCUUCUCAUUUUACACAAGUUAUGUAAACUUUCGUACAUAAUCUUUGCACUAUUUAUUAUUUUUUAAGUGCUUAAUUGUUCGCUCAUUGCAUAUUUAAAAAGAAAAGCCUUAAUAAGAAUUUUACAAGUAUCAUUUUAAAAAUUGGUUGUCUACGCAUAUAUGCAUGUAAAUGUACUACAUGUAUUAUCAUUCAUGAGAAAACACCUGUAAAUAAUAAGUUUCUCAGAUAAAGAAAGAAGAAAUUUUACACUCUACUGGUGCAUUUAAACUUUGCAUUAAACUUUCUUUCCAGCUAUUCAAGUGCUACAUGUAUUAAACUAAGUUUUCAAAAUUUAAAAAUGGUUGAUGUCAACAGAUGUUGGUCUAUUAGCUUAUUAUCAUGUGGGUUUUCUAGGGAGAAGAGCAAAGGGGGAAAACCUGGGGGAGAGGGUUUGAGGAAGCUGUUUUUGAUAUUAAAUUAUUCUUGAUCCAUCAAUACUGAAUACUGUUAAACCUUUCUACAUUACCAGUUCCUAUUUCUAGUCCCCAUUGUUUACAUAACCUGAUUGUUAAAGAGUGUAAGAUUGUUAACGAGUUCUACAUGGAACAGUGCAAAGUUUAUGAUUUCAACACGAGUUCAAACAGACUUUCAUAAACAAAUUCAUAAAUCAACAAUAUUAAGGUUAAGUGAAGAUUUUUUUUUCCCAUAUGAGGUGGAAAAGUGCUAUUGACCUUUUGGAAUGAUAGGUACAGUAUGUACUGUUAUUUAAGUGAAGGCAGUGUAUGCCAGUUUUGUUCGUUUAGAUGUUUUGAUGAAUUUAACCCAAGGUGACCAGAAAAAAUAAUGAACAUAUCUUGUAUAUUGUACUAUGUCUGGAGUUUUUUAUACAGAUGAAGUCCUGUGACUAUUUUUGUUAUACAUUAAGUGUAGAAGAAGAAUGAAUGCAGCUAGAAUGUAAUUGGUGAAUAGGUUGUGUACAUGAGUAAUAAUAAUUCUCUAGAUUUUUUUUUAAUUCAGCAUAUUUCUCCUCUACUUCAAAUAUAUGUAGUUCAAAUAUAAACUUGCCAUAAUUUUUUUUCUAUUUUUUAUUUUCCCAGUCUAACAGUAUGAUCUAUCAAAAGUAAUCCUUCUGGAUUUUGUAUGAAGAUUGAUGUGGUCAUUUGAAUGUAAAUUUCCUGGGUUUUAGCGAUUCCGAUAUUACAUUGUAUAAGAAGACCAAAUUAGAAAAACGUGGAAAGUCAAACUUAGUUGAAAUCUGCAUCCUCAAUCUAUUGUCACACCCCUGUCUGUAUAGAAGUAAAGAUGUGUAUGGAUUCCAACUAUAGGGAUCCUGAUGUGUAUUGAUCCCAGCUAUAGGGAUCCCGAUGUGUAUGGAUCCCAGCUAUAGUGAUCCCAAUGUGACGGGAUUGAGCAAGGUACCCCCAUAGUAAUAGUUAGAACCUGGCAGAGGAUGAUGUUAUAUCAGUCAUUGUAGUCAGUGAAUGCUGCCAGCACAUCGCCAUUCUUCUAAAGACAUUCCAAAACUACUGAUGUGUUGUGAAAGGGACAGAUAGUAUACAUGUACAGUUAUAUGUAUUUAUUAUGAUUAAACACUAAACAAAUUGC
This is a messenger RNA of Magallana angulata, 4472 nucleotides long. RefSeq names its product SH3 domain-containing kinase-binding protein 1-like. The record is from RefSeq and is a predicted model, not a curated record. Lineage: Eukaryota; Metazoa; Mollusca; Bivalvia; Ostreida; Ostreidae. The transcript has 11 exons. Gene Ontology annotation, molecular function: protein binding. The coding region runs from base 635 to 1798 and encodes 387 amino acids.